This is a messenger RNA of Marmota flaviventris (yellow-bellied marmot), 2560 nucleotides long. It is a transcript of the gene Znf668, whose product is annotated as zinc finger protein 668. Gene Ontology annotation, cellular component: nucleus. Gene Ontology annotation, molecular function: DNA-binding transcription activator activity, RNA polymerase II-specific; RNA polymerase II cis-regulatory region sequence-specific DNA binding. Lineage: Eukaryota; Metazoa; Chordata; Mammalia; Rodentia; Sciuridae. Gene Ontology annotation, biological process: regulation of transcription by RNA polymerase II. The record is from RefSeq and is a predicted model, not a curated record.
GGAGACUUAAAUGCCUCCUUUUUCACCUCAUCCCUGCUUCCAGACUAAGCUUUUGGGGGAAUUCAAUCUCUGCAUAUCUUCUGAUUACAGAUCUGCCUUUUCUAAACUCUUACUCAACAACUUGGCCUGAGAUAAUUAAAAAUUUCUGGUCAGGGCACACUGUGAUGAAAUUGGAAGGUCUUGAUUGGAAUCCAUUUACCCACAGCCCUUUAUGGGAACAUCAUGGGACCUCACUCAGGGUUCAAAUCAAUGGGAACUCUAAUGCACAUUAAAGAUGAGAAAACUGAGGUUCUAAGACAUGCAGUAAACCACACAAAGUUUGCAUCAGCUGGGAAGUGAUGGAGGCAAGAUUUGAAGCUGGUCAUUCUGGCUUCAGAGGCUGUACACUAAGCCACAAUGCUGUAUUGUUCCUCUGGACCUUGGUUCCUUUAUCUGUGAAAAGAAUUUUUCUCAUGGUGUUGACAUGAAGGAGAAGCCCUGCCCGCCAUGGAGGUGGAGGCUGCGGAAGCCCGAUCCCCAGCCCCAGGCUACAAGCGCUCUGGCCGACGCUAUAAGUGCCUGUCCUGUACCAAGACAUUUCCAAAUGCUCCCAGGGCAGCACGUCAUGCUGCCACACAUACACCUGCAGACUGCCCAGAGGAAGUGGCCGAGGUGAAGCCAAAGCCAGAGUCAGAACCCAAGGCAGAGGAAGCCAGUGGAGACAAGGUGUCAGGCUCAGCAGCUAAGCCUCGGCCCUAUGCAUGCCCGCUGUGCCCCAAGGCCUACAAGACUGCACCAGAGCUGCGCAGCCACAGUCGAAGCCACACGGGCGAGAAGCCCUUCCCGUGCCCAGAGUGUGGCCGCCGCUUCAUGCAGCCCGUGUGCCUGCGGGUGCACCUAGCCUCACAUGCUGGUGAGCUGCCCUUCCGAUGUGCACACUGCCCCAAGGCUUAUGGGGCUCUGUCCAAGCUGAAGAUCCACCAGCGCGGUCACACGGGAGAGCGGCCCUAUGCUUGCGCCGACUGUGGCAAGAGUUUCGCGGACCCUUCGGUGUUCCGCAAGCACCGGCGCACGCACGCUGGGCUUCGACCUUACGGCUGUGAGCGCUGUGGCAAGGCCUACGCCGAGCUCAAGGACCUCCGCAACCACGAGCGGUCCCACACCGGUGAACGACCCUUCCUGUGCUCUGAGUGCGGGAAGAGCUUCUCCCGCUCAUCUUCCCUCACCUGCCACCAGCGUAUUCAUGCGGCCCAAAAGCCCUAUCGCUGCCCGGCCUGUGGUAAGGGCUUCACGCAGCUCAGCUCCUACCAGAGCCAUGAGCGCACUCACUCUGGUGAGAAGCCCUUCCUCUGCCCACGUUGUGGCCGCAUGUUCUCUGACCCCUCGAGCUUCCGGCGCCACCAGCGGGCUCACGAGGGUGUGAAGCCUUACCGCUGCGAGAAGUGUGGCAAGGACUUCCGGCAGCCGGCAGACCUGGCCAUGCACCGGCGGGUGCACACAGGCGAUCGACCCUUCAAGUGCCUGCAAUGCGACAAGACAUUUGUGGCAUCUUGGGACCUCAAGCGGCAUGCUUUGGUGCACUCUGGCCAGCGGCCCUUCCGCUGUGAGGAGUGUGGGCGAGCCUUUGCUGAGCGUGCCAGUCUCACCAAGCACAGCCGUGUGCACUCUGGUGAGCGCCCUUUCCACUGUAACGCCUGCGGAAAAUCCUUUGUGGUAUCAUCAAGCCUCAGGAAGCACGAACGGACCCAUCGAAGCAGUGAGGCUUCUGGGGCUACUCCCCAACAGGAGCUGGUAGUGGGACUGGCGCUGCCUGUUGGCGUUGCGAGUGAAGGCUCUGCCGCCCCAGUAGCAGGUACAGGGCUAGGGGACCCUCCAGCAGGACUGCUAGGGCUGCCCCCAGAGUCAGGUGGUGUGAUGGCCACACAGUGGCAAGUGGUUGGCAUGACUGUGGAACAUGUGGAGUGCCGGGAUGCUGGUGUUGGGGAGGCUCCCAGUUCCUUGGGAGGGACGGGAGAGGUGGGAGGUGAGGAAGUUGAUGAGAAGCCACCACAGUUUGUAUGUAGAGAGUGCAAGGAGACCUUCACCACCCUGACAUUACUGCGAAGGCAUGAGCGGUCACACCCAGAACUCCGGCCCUUCCCUUGCACCCAAUGUGGCAAGAGCUUCUCAGACAGGGCUGGGCUGCGCAAGCACAGUCGCACCCACAGCUCUGUGCGCCCCUAUGCCUGCCCCCACUGUCCCAAGGCUUUCUUGAGUGCCAGUGACCUUCGCAAGCAUGAACGCACCCACCCUGUACCCAUGGGAACCCCCACACCCUUGGAACCCCUUGUGGCUUUGCUAGGAAUGCCUGAAGAGGGGCCAGCCUGAAACUGGUGGCUCUCUCUACCACAUUCCCUGGAGCUCAGCCUGGACAGGGUGCCUCCUGAACCGAUUUGUACCCAGCUCACUCCAUAGACUCCAGAUCCCUGCCCCUAGGCAACUAGCUCACCUGUUACCUAAGAGAGCUGGGGAUAGUGGAGACCAGCAGCAUCUGUGACAGGGUUCUCUCUGAGUAACACUCAUUAAAGCAUUCACUUUGACA